Molecule: messenger RNA, 3371 nt
Organism: Manis javanica (Malayan pangolin)
Lineage: Eukaryota; Metazoa; Chordata; Mammalia; Pholidota; Manidae
Gene: ST3GAL4
Product: ST3 beta-galactoside alpha-2,3-sialyltransferase 4
Biological process (GO): glycolipid biosynthetic process
Molecular function (GO): beta-D-galactosyl-(1->3)-N-acetyl-beta-D-galactosaminide alpha-2,3- sialyltransferase activity; beta-galactoside (CMP) alpha-2,3-sialyltransferase activity
Source: RefSeq, a predicted model, not a curated record
CGAGCCCGGGACAGGGACCCGGCCGAGCGGAGCUGUCGCGCCAGCGCUGCGCCGCCAGCCCGCGCGCCUAGCGGAUCGGAGCUGUGCGCGAAACUGUCCUGCCCCGCCCCGCUCCACCCGCGAGGGAAGCUGAGAUCUUGUCCUGGAGCCUGAGGGUCUCCAAAGAGCUGGCUGGUGGAACUUCUCUGCCCUCUGCCCUCCACCGUCCUUUCUCCAGAGCUCCAGCUCUUUCCCCGAGAGGUACCUGUUAGGAUGGAGGAGGCUGGCCAGAACAGAGAGAAUCCUGCCCAGAUGCCGUUCAGGUGGCCCGAGGCAGCCGGGAUGACAGCUCUCCCCAGGAACACUGCUACCUGCUGAGAAACAUGAUCAGCAAGUCCCCUCCUCUGUGCGUGUGCCCUGCAGGCUGGAAGCUCCUGGCCAUGCUGGCUCUGGUCCUGGUCGUCAUGGUGUGGUACUCCAUCUCCCGAGAAGACAGGUACAUCGAGCUUUUUUAUUUUCCCAUCCCUGAGAAGAAGGAGCCAUGCCUUCAGGGCGAGGCGGAGAGGAAGGCCUCUAAGCUCUUUGGCAACUACUCCCAAGAUCAGCCCAUCUUCCUGCAGCUUAAGGAUUAUUUCUGGGUCAAGACACCAUCUGCCUAUGAGUUGCCUUACGGGACCAAAGGAAGUGAAGACCUGCUCCUCCGGGUCCUAGCCAUCACCAGCUACUCCAUUCCAGAGAGCAUCCAGAGUCUCAAGUGCCGCCGCUGCGUGGUGGUGGGGAACGGGCACCGGCUGCGCAACAGCUCACUGGGAGAUGCCAUCAACAAGUAUGACGUGGUCAUCAGAUUGAAUAAUGCCCCAGUGGCUGGCUUCGAGGGUGAUGUGGGCUCCAAGACCACCAUGCGUCUCUUCUACCCUGAAUCUGCCCACUUCAACCCCAAAGUGGAGAACAACCCAGACACACUCCUUGUCCUGGUGGCUUUCAAGGCAAUGGACUUCCACUGGAUUGAGACCAUCCUGAGUGAUAAGAAACGAGUGCGCAAGGGCUUCUGGAAGCAGCCUCCCCUCAUCUGGGACGUCAACCCCAAACAGAUUCGGAUCCUCAACCCCUUCUUCAUGCAGAUAGCAGCUGACAGACUGCUGAGCCUGCCCAUGCACCAGCCACGAAAGAUUAAGCAGAAGCCCACCACCGGACUGUUGGCCAUCACCCUGGCCCUCCACCUCUGUGACUUGGUGCACAUUGCUGGCUUUGGCUACCCGGACAUCCACAACAAGAAGCAGACCAUUCACUACUAUGAGCAGAUCACGCUCAAGUCCAUGGCGGUCUCCAGAAUUGUGACAGCCCUGCCGGUUGUCUGUCUCCACGCGCUUUGUUCUCCAUCCUCCUGGGCCCUGCUUAGCUGCCAGCUGGGCUUCCCGCCACCCCCGCAGCUGCUCCUUCACAUCUGGAGCCAGAAGGGAGAGCAGGAACUCCCCCCUAGGGGAGUCUUGCAACUGUGUCCCUGGCUUUCUCGGAAAGAGUUGCAGCCUUGACGUUUUGAGACAGCUAGGUUGGGACAGGGCAGAUAACGAGGGGCAGAGAUUUGGGAAGCACAAAGGAAGAGGACACAUUUCUCGACAGUGUUGGGUGGACUUGAGAACACCAACCUCAUCCCACAGAAUGGCCCCGAGAACCAUCUGGGAAUGGAAUUGCUGGCUCUCCUGGAAGCUGGGGCAGAACUGCUGUGCUGGCUGCUCACCUCCCAGGGGAGAGGGGGGUUCUGAAAGCAAGUAAGGCCUCAGCAUCUGCAGCCCCCAGAUUCCCCUCCUCUACAUGGGCAAGUUUUGCUUCCCAAGUUUUGUCCUGGGAGGGUGCAGGGAGGACUUGCUAACUCUGACUGGGGUGUAAGUUUUGUGUGUGUGUGUGUGUGUGUGUGUGUGUGUGUGUGUAAUCUCAUCUCUGCUUAUCCUUGACACUUCCCUAACAGCUUCUCGUAAGAGUGUGCAAGGGAGUGUCCAUUUCCCCUUCUAGGGCCAUUAAAAGUGGCUGUCAGCACGUAUGAUCCAGCUGUCCUGGACUGGGGCCACUGCCUGUUACUAAACGUGCCUAUACUUGAGCCAGAAUCCAACACACACGAUGGGUCAGACCCGUCUAAGUUCCACACACGCAUAUGUAGACACAGGAGCAUUUUACAUUCUAGUUGGCUUAUGCCAGUGAAGCCAUGUGCAGCCAGCCAGUCCUUUACAAUUACAUAUGGACAAGAGCGUGUAUGGGAAUGGGGGUAUAUAUACCCAAACUGGCCAUCCUUCCCUUGAGGAGGUGGGUUCAGCUUUCUGCAGGGCAGUCCACUCUCAGAGAGUGGACCUUGGAGGUGGAGUUGUGGGAUGGGGUUCUGUGGUGUUCUUAGAAAGGGACUUUCAUUCUUCAGUUAGUGUAACCAAUGUGAACGAAUUGCCUGCCAGCCUGCCUGGUACUGAUCAAACCAUCUCCUGAAGAUAAGGGGGGCGGGGAGAGGGGCGCAGGAGAAAAGUCCUUGGGUGCAAGUCAGCAGAUCUGGGUCUGACACCAGACCCUGCCACUUGGUUAUGCGUACCCUUGGGCCAAUCAUUUCUCCCGUCUAGGUUCCAAUUCCUACAUUCAUUGAAACGAGAACCAGUUACAUCAGAAUUACCUGGGGGUGAUUUAUAUAGAGAUUCUCGGGUGUUCCCACGUCGCUGGGGAUGGGAAACCUGGAAUCUGGAAUUUUAAUAAGCACCCAGAACCAGUGCUGUGGUAAACUAGACGAUGAUCUCACGGCCUCUUUGACUAGAUGGCCUACGCGCAGAGCCCAUCCUGACCCCCCGAGCUUUUGCUCUGGUUUAAUUAGGCGCAUGCGCGCCGGAGGAGCAACCGUGCCCAGCUGGCCCCGCCCCCCCAACCGCCGCAGGGGUGCGCAUGCGCCGUCCACGGGAGCGCAGGGUGAACCCGUGAGGGUCGGUGGAGGCAGAGCGGCGCCCUCCCGCGGUCAGCCUGGAGAGCCCUUGAAGUGUCUGGCGACCUCUACGGAGGUCAGCCGGGCGGUCGGCAACUUCCGUGGCCGCUGUCCGGGUUUUGCAAGCCGGGCCGCGGUUUUCUGAGCCGGUGUUUACCCGGGCUUUUCUGAUCUCCACUCGGCCGCUUUCACGUGAUCUUUGGUGACUUCGCCGAGGCCAGGGGUGCACCUGUCUUCACCUGCGACGGAGUGGAAAACAUCUCCAUCCCAUUUUGCCUCGAAAAGUCUAGCCUUCCUCCACAGAGGGAGAAACUGAGGCCCGGGAAGUGAAGGGACACCCAGCUCCACCACGCGGCUGAGUACGACACAGUUUCAGUCUUUUAUCUGGCUUAGGAUCACAUUUAAAUGAUGUUCUAUAUUCACAUUACAUGGUGUGCCUUAA